Molecule: messenger RNA, 1778 nt
Organism: Glossina fuscipes
Lineage: Eukaryota; Metazoa; Arthropoda; Insecta; Diptera; Glossinidae
Gene: sll
Product: adenosine 3'-phospho 5'-phosphosulfate transporter 1
Exons: 5
Coding region: 206-1690 (494 amino acids)
Biological process (GO): transmembrane transport
Cellular component (GO): Golgi membrane; endoplasmic reticulum membrane
Molecular function (GO): 3'-phosphoadenosine 5'-phosphosulfate transmembrane transporter activity
Source: RefSeq, a predicted model, not a curated record
UAAGUAACGUAAAAAAGGACUUGCUAGUCAAAAAUGAAUAAAAAGCUUCCAAGUGUCCGGUUUUAAUCUGAAGAUGUAUAAAUUAUAUUUUAAAUCCGGGAAAUUAGCGAGAUUACUACAGCAAUAAAAAAGACAACGAAAUAUGUAAAUAAGUGAUAUAUAAAGCAAACAAUUCUCUGGAAUAAUUAACUUUAAUUUGAAGUACAUGCAACAAUCGAUCGCGAUCGAUCCACAAAGUGAAAUCCACUUGGUUAUGGCGAAUCUUCUACCAAAUGUUAUAAUUAUAAUUAUAAUUUGUGGAUUUUUUAUUACUGCCCUAUUAAUUAUUCAUUUUUUGUCUGACAUAUUAAAGGGCGCUUUGGGUGCCUUUCAUACACAUCAGACGUUAUCGCAAUUAGUAGAAUCCCAAGCCAAAGAGUACUCUUGGUUUCUGAAAUUGCUGGUCAACUGUUUCGGUUAUAGUUGCAUAUUUGUACCUGGUUACUUAGUUUAUAAAUAUGUGCAGCGCACAAAUUAUUUAGAAGUUUGCGAUAAAUCCCUUUUCCACGUCGCGGUUCGUAUGUGCAUCAAAGGAAACGAUUUGGAACCUAACGAUACUUUGCAAGUUAAAUCCAACAAUCAAACUGCACCAGCGUCGGCGAAACUAACGACUCUGCCAUCGUCUUUUCCUUUGUUGGCAAGUAAACCUAAACGUUCUAACCCGAACGAGGUAUUUUUAUUAGUAUGGUGUUUCGGCGGUUUGAUGGUGUCAUAUUUGACAUGGGGUGUUUUGCAAGAGAAGAUCAUGACUCAAAAAUAUUACAGUUUUUCUUCUGGUGAAAAAACACAUUUUAAGGAUUCACAAUUUUUGGUAUUUUGUAAUCGCAUAUUAGCUUUUUUGGUAGCUCUCGGUUGGUUGCAAUGUGGAUCGACUGCCAAACGACACAAAGCUCCUUUAUACAAAUAUUCUUUCGCUUCGUUUUCAAAUAUCAUGAGCGCUUGGUUUCAAUAUGAGGCUUUGAAAUUUGUUAAUUUUCCCACCCAAGUUUUAGCUAAAUCAUGUAAAAUCAUACCUGUCAUGCUAAUGGGUAAAAUUUUGUCGAAAACUAAGUAUGAGUUCUAUGAAUAUUUCACUGCCAUCCUAAUAUCAUUAGGCAUGAUCUUUUUUAUGACUGGGUCAGCUGAUGGCACCAAAGCUAGCGGAGUAACGACUUUAACUGGUGUAUUUCUUUUAGCUAUGUACCUCGUCUUCGAUAGUUUUACAGCCAAUUGGCAGAGUGACCUGUUUAAAUGUUACGGCAUGACAUCUCUGCAAAUGAUGUGCGGCGUUAAUAUUUUUUCUACAAUAUUUACCGCUGCAUCUUUAAGCGUUCAAGGGGGUUUUAUGGACUCUUUGGCAUUUGCAUCAGAGCAUCCGAAAUUCAUUUUUGAUAUAAUUAUACUGUCAAUUAGUUCAGCAGUUGGCCAAUUGUUUAUAUUCUAUACGAUCUCGGUGUUUGGGCCAGUUGUCUUUACCAUAAUUAUGACCCUACGACAGGCGGCUGCCAUAUUGCUGUCUUGCUUUAUUUAUCAUCACACAGUAACAACUUUGGGCAUACUUGGUGUUGUAAUUGUAUUCUUAGCUAUCUUUCUGAGAGUGUAUUGUAAUCAUCUAAUAAAAGCCAGGCGUAAAAAAAGGGCCGAGUGUCACAAACCUAAAUUGGCUGUGUAAUCAUGGAACUUGAUGCAAUUUUUAUACCCAUCACCGAAGGAUGAGGGAUGUAUUUAUUUUGUCAACACGUUUGCAACGCCCGCAAGGA